AUGCCGGCCGCCGUCACGUCUCCGCGCCAUCGGGUGCCUGGAGUUGUCGCGUUCACCGAACUGCUCAACGACCUCCUGGCCCGCUCGGUGGAGGUCAAAUCUGCACCCACGAUCGAGCCCGCAUUACAGAAGACAGACUUUGGCGACCUGGAUGAGCAACUUGCCCGCGUUCUUACGACGCCGGAAAAUGGAACUAGUGUUGCGACACAGAACAAGGCGCAACAAUUCGCAACCAUUGAGACUGCCGUACGGAACAUGUUCAGCAACUUGAUUGCCACCACACCCAUCGAAUCCCCGGAUUUCGUCAAGGUCUGGAACCUAUUCGACCUCCUCACUAUCCUCUCCGAUGACGAAAAGUGCGACCCGGCUCUGCUUUUCUGGCUGGUGGAGGAGCUCUUGGACAGCCAGACCAUUGCCGGCUGUCGCAAGAUUUUCGACUUCCUCGAAUCAAGGCGCGAAAGGAUUACCAUCAAACACUUUAAACAAAAGCAGUUGGUCAUUCUACGCAGUUGUAAUGAGCUGCUACGACGCCUAUCCCGUGCCGAGGAUACGGCCUUCUGUGGCAGGGUCUUCAUCUUCAUGUUUCAGAGCUUUCCCUUGGGUGACAAGAGCUCUGUCAAUCUACGGGGAGAAUACCAUGUCGAAAAUGUUACCGUAUUCGACGAUGUCGGCGCCAAGACAGAGGCAACACCAGAGCAGAUGGACGUGGACAGUCAGAACGGAGGCAAGGACGGCGAUGCAAAGUCUCAGACGAAGGCCGUAUCAUUCGACGCGAAGAAGCCAGCACAGGCCGACCAGCCGCUCGAUCCCGAUGCACUAUAUCCCCUGUUCUGGUCACUCCAGGAGACCUUUAGCCAACCCAAAAAACUGUUCGAUCCUGCCUACUUGGCGGGUUUCAAACGCGGAUUGGAAGCAACCAUGACGUCUUUCCGGGCCAUUCAGCACGAACAAGGUCAACGACCACCCAAAGCAGUGGACGAGGCACAGCGAGGCUUGAAGAGAAAACGAGAAGACGUGGAAGAGAGCGACUUGGCGAACUCUUACAACCCCAAGUAUCUUACGAGCCGGGAUCUUUUCGAGCUUGAAAUGAGCGACAUUUCCUUCCGCAGACACAUACUUGUCCAAGCGCUCAUCAUUAUGGACUUCCUCCUAUCUCUUUCCAGCAAGACGAAAGAGAAGCUGGCUGGCAACGCCCAGAACAAGUCGGUGAUAUACCUCGGCCAGGUCUUGAGCGAAGAAGACACCAAGUGGGCUUCAGAAAUGAAGAGGACGAUUGUCGACAAGUAUCUCAAGCAUGGCGUCGAUGGCCCAUACUUCAGUCGUAUGGUUGAGACAGUCCUCGCUAGAGACAAGAAUUGGAUCCGCUGGAAGUCCGAGAACUGCCCGUCAAUCGAGUUGCCGGCAGUGUCUCCAGAGUUGUUCCUCGACGCCAAAAAGAUUGCGCAACGCACGACGACGAAGAAGCGGUUGAGGGCCAUGCCGAUGGGCUCCCUGCCCCUUGGUUUCUUGGAAGACGGCGAUAACGAAACUGCGAUGCAAAAGCUCAAGGCCGAGGAGAGAUACAGUCUGCCGGAGCUUGAUAGCUUUAAGCGAAAGAUUGCUGAUGACGACUUUGAGAUUGACAUGCCAACAAACAAUGAAACCAAAGCCGCCGCGAUUGAAAGCAAAGCCAGCAAAAGUUGGCGAGCCCUCCGGAUAGCGGGCAAAUCGAGGUUGGCCCUCUUUGACAAGAUUGACGAUCCAGAAAAGAUCGACGCUGUAUUCGAGGAGCCAGUCGAUGUCGACGAAAGUGAGGUUGCUGCAGAGGAGGCGGUGAAUAACGACAACGUCCCUGAAGACAAGCGGCCCAUCAUAAUUUCAGGACCGCCUGGGGCUGGCAAAGCGACGCUUUUCGGUUUCCUCGCAGAACGUCGUCCAGGUGCAUUCACGCGGGUGCCUCGGCAUACCACGAGAAAGCCGCAAGAAGGCGAAGUCGAGGGCAAGCACUUCCACUUCGUCGAGCCACAAGCUUUCAACAUGUUGAGGGACGGUGAUGCGUUGUUAGAAUUUACCACUAUCGAUAAGGUAGACUACGGCACGAGUCGCAAGGCAGUUGAGGCAGUUGCCGAAGGCGGAAAGGUCCCAGUUAUGUACAUGGACAGCGAGGCUAUUCAGCAAGCGAGGGACCUUGGCUAUUCGGCACGGAGCGUCCUCGUUUUGCCGCCAAGCACGGAGGUCCUGGAGGAACGCCUCAAGAAGGCAGAAAAGGGCGAUGACGUCCUGCAGGAGGCUCUCGCCAAAGCAGCCCCUUACUUCGAGGCUGACUCGAAGCUGAAGGAGGAGUUCGAUUUGGUUCUGACCAAUGAAGAUUUAGAUGCUACCUUUAAGGCUUUUGAGGGGUACAUUUACGGUACCGCCGAGGCAAAACUUACGAAUGGCAAGCCCAAAAGCGAGACGGUAGAGGAAGCGGAUGAAACCAUGGUUGAUGCGCCAGCCGAGGACCCGGAGGCACCACAGGAACCCCAGGAAAGCCAAGGACCACAAGGUGUCAGGGAGGGCGAAGUGAUUGCGGAGUCCACGGAAUCGAUGGAAGUAACACAGACCGAGGAGGCCGGUGAGGCCAAGGAAGCUCAGGAGGCGUCUUAG
Messenger RNA from Colletotrichum spaethianum, 2625 nucleotides. RefSeq lists its product as uncharacterized. Bases 1 to 2625 code for a protein of 874 amino acids. The transcript has 5 exons. Gene Ontology annotation, biological process: mRNA export from nucleus; regulation of DNA-templated transcription elongation. Gene Ontology annotation, cellular component: THO complex part of transcription export complex. NCBI's taxonomy places the organism in Eukaryota, Fungi, Ascomycota, Sordariomycetes, Glomerellales, Glomerellaceae. The record is from RefSeq and is a predicted model, not a curated record.